UGGAGGUCUCCUCUGCCAGUGCGAUUGGCGUGACGGAAAGUGUUUAAAACCUUGGAACACCCUCCUUAAUCCAGUCCAGACUCCUUUAUUCCUAUACUCCCAUUCUUCUGUAAAUCAAGUGCACCAAAUUUUGUUCCGAGCAGAUUUCAUCAAGAUCGAUCUUUCCAGGGUGAACUUGCGAUCAUGGCUCCCCAAGAAGCGUACAAACCUCCACCACCAAGCAGCGAAUCGAUGAAGGCUGUUCGAUUCCACGGGAAGAAUGACUUGCGGUAUGAGGAUAUUCCUGUGCCAAAAAUUCGGAAAGGCCAAGUGAAGCUUAGACCUGCGUGGGUGGGAAUUUGUGGCAGUGAUUUACACGAAUAUCUUGGUGGACCAAAUCUUUGUCCCACGACUCCACAUCCCAUUACUGGAGAGACUGUGCCCUUGACUUUCGGACAUGAGUUUAGUGGAGUAAUUGAGGAAGUCGGGGAGGGGGUGACCGAUUAUGAACCCGGAGAUCGAGUUUGCGUGCAGCCCAUCAUAUACGAUGGAACUUGUGGCCCAUGUCUUGAAGGACUACACAACUGCUGCUGGAGCAAUGGGUUUGUUGGCCUCAGCGGCUGGGGUGGUGGGUUGUCGGAACAUGUUGUAGUCCCCACCUCGACACUUUAUCGCCUACCAGACAAUGUUCCUCUGGAGAUUGGAGCUCUGAUCGAACCCCUCGCAGUUGGGUGGCAUGCCGUUAAAGCUAGUCCCUUCAAGAGAGGAGAUGCCGUGUUGAUCCUAGGCGGCGGUCCGAUUGGUAUUUCAGUGAUCCUUGCCCUAAAAGCCAAAGGUGCGGAGAAAAUCAUUGUAUCCGAAGUCAGCCGCCGACGACGGGAUUUCGCGAAGAAAUUCGGUGCCCAUUACGUGCUCGAUCCUACCAAGGAGGAUGUCGUGAAGCGAUGUCGCGAACUGUGUGAGAAGCAAGGCGUCCAUGUAGUAUAUGACUGCGCGGGCGUCCAGGCUGGAUUAGACACGGCAGUGCAUGCGGUUCGCGCCAGAGGAACUAUUGUUAAUAUUGCCAUCUGGGAGAAGGCGUGCAGUAUCAUUCCCAACGAUCUGACGUUCAAGGAAAGAAAAUACAUGGGUGUAGCAACAUAUCAAAUUGGAGACUUCCAAGAAGUUCUUGACGCCAUCUCAUCUGGGUCGAUGAAACCUCAAGAAAUGAUCACCCAAAAGAUCCAACUAACAGAGGUGGAAGAAAAGGGGUUCAAGGCAUUAAUUCAUGAUAAGGAUAACCAAGUUAAAAUUCUGGUAGAAGUUGGGGGAGGGAGUUAGAAGAUGUGCAAUACCUUUAGUACUGUGUUGUCUGCUAGCGUUGCAGCAGUACUCUUCUGGAGUCCACUGGCGCUUUAGGGCCGAGAAUUAUGCUAUUCAACUAGCUUCGGUCACGUGCAUUACUGGUGAAAGAUUCCCACUGUUUUUGUGUCGGCUGCAGCCUCCUACUGAAAGUUUGGGCCAGGGAAUGCUUGCUUUGAAGGGGAUCGGAAUUCAGACUGGAUAGUUCGACAGCACUAUAAAAGUG
This is a messenger RNA of Lindgomyces ingoldianus, 1546 nucleotides long. Its product is annotated as sorbitol dehydrogenase. Gene Ontology annotation, molecular function: (R,R)-butanediol dehydrogenase activity; zinc ion binding. Lineage: Eukaryota; Fungi; Ascomycota; Dothideomycetes; Pleosporales; Lindgomycetaceae. The transcript has 5 exons. Gene Ontology annotation, biological process: butanediol biosynthetic process. Gene Ontology annotation, cellular component: cytoplasm. The record is from RefSeq and is a predicted model, not a curated record. Bases 184 to 1299 code for a protein of 371 amino acids.